AUGGCUUGUCGUUCAAAGCGCUUCUCAUGUGAUUACGGUAGCCUCGUUGUGACCGACGAUUUUUGGACACUGUUUGGCGACGAUCCAGACUUACAGAUGCGGACUUCAGAGAUUCGAUGCAGGUCAAUCGUUAUCUCCGUAGUCCUCCUUAUCGUGUACCUAAUCGUUGGCGCGUUUUUCUUUAUGGGACUAGAACUAGACCAUGAACUUCAAAGCAGAGAGAACCUGGUUCUUGCUGUACAGCGAUUCAAAGAUGCUACAGGAGCUAGUGGUGAGUUUAAGGCAAUUUUCACAUCUAGGCAGGUUGCACGCCCUCAAUUGGCAUUUGGCAUGGAGAAAAACGUCACCAGCUCUCCGAACUGGUCAUUUGGUCAGGCGUUCUUCUUCGCCGGCACGCUCAUUAGCACUGUCGGUUAUGGUCGAGUGUCGCCAAGAACUGAGCAUGGAAAGCUGUUUACAAUCGUGUAUUGUGUGAUUGGAAUUCCCUUGACGCUGGCUCUUCUAUCGGCUAUUGUAGCUCGUCUCAAAAGGCCAUCCCAAAUUUUACGAGGAUUUCUGAACAAACGGCUAGCUCAUAUUUUUCAUGAAGGCCACAUUCAGGCGAUUACGAACCAGGGUGACAGUCCCGAUCAAGAGUACAGAGGUGUCUACAAAGUUAUUGCGACCGUGUACUUACUGGUCGGUUUAUGCUGCAUGAUGCUGUUUCUUGCUACGUUAUAUGAAGUGCCUCAAUUUGAUUUGACGCGCGCUUUUCUUGAAGACGGAGGAGGAGACAAGGAUAGUCGAUGA
This is a messenger RNA of Ostertagia ostertagi, 789 nucleotides long. The record is from the annotation of a GenBank genome assembly. Lineage: Eukaryota; Metazoa; Nematoda; Chromadorea; Rhabditida; Trichostrongylidae.